Messenger RNA from Morus notabilis, 1071 nucleotides. RefSeq names its product ADP,ATP carrier protein, mitochondrial. NCBI's taxonomy places the organism in Eukaryota, Viridiplantae, Streptophyta, Magnoliopsida, Rosales, Moraceae. The transcript has 3 exons. Gene Ontology annotation, molecular function: ATP:ADP antiporter activity. Gene Ontology annotation, biological process: mitochondrial ATP transmembrane transport; mitochondrial ADP transmembrane transport. The record is from RefSeq and is a predicted model, not a curated record. Bases 1 to 1071 code for a protein of 356 amino acids. Gene Ontology annotation, cellular component: mitochondrial inner membrane.
AUGGCGAACGCAAAGCAGCAUCUAUCAGUACAUGAGAAGAUAUCCAUGCACAACAGAAACCAUGGUAUGAACUUUUCAUAUGCGAAUGCUGCAGGCUUGAAGAUUCCUUUGAGCCUUACAACAUGCCAAAGCAGUACUGGCCUCCCACAUUUCUCACCGGGAGCUUGCUCCGCUAGAGGCGCGAAAGGUCUUGCUUUGCCUGAUGUCGGACGGGGUAUUUUCGGCGUAGCAGCAGUUAUGGCAAUGACAGCAGUGGCUCCUUUCAAUCGAGUUAAACUGUUGCUUCAGAAUCAGAAUGAGAUGCUUAAUUCUGGUCGGCUUUCUGGACUGACUGCUUUGCCCGAACUAUUAGGAAUGAAGGCUUCCUUUCCCUCUGGAGAGGAAACACUGCUAAUGUCAUUAGAUACUUCAUCGCCCAGAUUGUCAUUGGAAAUCGUUUGCUCGGAACCGGCAGCACAAAGUGCAGUUAGUGUUUCAUCUCCAUUCUUUGCCUACUCACUGGACUAUGCCAACACACGUUUGGCUACUGAUAUCAAGGCGUCCGCCAAAGGCACUACUUGUCCCUCUAUUGGCUUUGUUUGUGCCCCCGAUUACGCCAAAAACAAUGAUAUCAAGGCUGGUGAGAGGCAGUUUAAUGGUUUAGUUGACGUUUACGAGAAAACCCUCAGGUCUGAUGGUAUUGCCGGUCUUUAUCGCGGAUUCAACACCGCAUGCGUUGGCAAAAUCGUGUUUGAUGGACUCUACUUUGGAAUGACCAAUUCACUGAUCAAGCCUGUGGUUCUCAACAGCGAGUCACCGCGGGAUAAUUUCUUUGCUGGGGUCAUGGUUAAAUAUAGGGUCAUUUUUGGUGCUGCAAUGGCUUGUUACCCUUUUGACACUGUGCGGAGAAGGAAUAUGAUGACCUUAGGAGAAGCCAUCAUGUACAAGAAUUCUUGGGAUGCAUUUAACCAAAUCAUAAAAAAUGAGGGCGCUAAAUCUCUCUUUAAGGGCUUUGGUGCAAAAAUUCUCCACACUUCUGCUAUAACUGUUGCUUUUGUUGGCUGCAGACAAUUCUACUUCUCAAGUAUAUAA